Molecule: messenger RNA, 4227 nt
Organism: Sclerotinia borealis F-4128
Lineage: Eukaryota; Fungi; Ascomycota; Leotiomycetes; Helotiales; Sclerotiniaceae
Source: the annotation of a GenBank genome assembly
AUGCUUGUACGAGCUGCAGGGCGGAAAGCUCGUGGCAACCCAAUUGUCGACAGACUUAAACGGCAACAAACAUACUUUCCUUUCCUAUAUCCAACCAUCAAUUCGAAUCAAGCUGCUGUCUUGUACCGGUAUGUUCACGUCGACCCAGGGUCUCAAGCGACUGGCCUGCGAAAAAGGCGAAAUUCAAGAGAAAACUCUACAAAACCUCCAUCACGGUCAUUAGCAACCGCAGUAGAUCAGACAUUCGAGGAACUUCCCUUCGAGGGAUUUCAAAAUCCACCAUCGAAUAAUUUUGCAUCGUUAUCAAUAAGCCUACCUCAACUUCAAAGUCCGAUCAUAAUCCCAGAUGAUGGCGCUGGAGCUCCCCAAAGGCAUCGACGCGGUAAUUAUGAUGCAGUUGGUGGUACUAGUGAUGAGGUUAUAGCAUUACUCGAUGCUUGUCUGCAGGUCGGAAGGAUCGAGCGUGCAAGUGUGAUAUUAAAACGCAUAAUACAAAUGCCAGAGAUCUCCGGGGAAACACUCUUAAAAUUACAUAACCGGUACCUACGAGCCGCAGUCCAGGAGAUGAUGAUGAAACCUUCGGAGAAAGCAACACAAUUCUUACAUGAGUGGUUCGAACUCGAAGUACGAAAUAAGAAUCUUCCACAAGAUGCAUUGACUGUGGCAUACAUGCUGAAAGCUUCACUUCAAUCUCCUCCGGGUCAGCGACGCGGUAGACUGGUAACAAGAUAUAUGGAUAUGGUUCAAGGAGACGCUGGCUUAGAGGUUCUAGCAUCCAAUGUUCUGAAUGCCGAAGAAUUAAAUAUUAUCAACCAUAUUUGUCCCACGUACAACUUGGCAGAGGGACUUGGAGACCUUGAGGAUAUCCUUGUCUCCGAGACAUCCUCAACCGUAGCGGCCAAUUCAGACGGAGUUCUACAGUACGCCGAAAAAAUGAAUGCACCUGUUCCUGAAGUUCGCCAAACCGAACAAAAAGGUCUCGGACUGAAGUCAUUGAGGAAAACGUUGUCGCUCUUUUCGACUUUACCAUCUGCAGGGUUUGACAUGUCAAAAAUGAGCGAGGAACAACAUCGUGUUAUCCAGACACAACUGGAAGAAGACGCUGUACAGGCUGCCAUAGAUCGUUGGAGAGACGAGAGCUCGAAUCUGGUCAAAAUGGGAUUAAAUACAGCACUACAAUCAAAAUCGUUGGGUGCGAGAAUGUGGAAAUGGCAUGUAGUUCUGACAGAAGCCUUAAACGAAGAAAUGAGAGCCAUCGAUGAGGCAGAGUCGAAGACGAAUAGAUCCGGAGCAGACAUCAGUAGAUGCGAAUAUGGGCCCUUUUUGCGCUACCUCCCUGCCGAAAAGCUCUCAGCGCUGACAAUUAUAGCCCAUAUGCAUGCUUUAACAUCGUCAGGAAUUGACAAAGGACUCACUCUAUCAUUUGCUAUCUUGCAAAUUGCCAAAAGUGUAGAAGACGAGAGCAUCUUUGAAUCACUCCAGCAAAAUAAGCACAAGCCCAUUUGGCGCGACAGCAUAGUCGAAAGAACGCGAAUGCUCCGAAUCCUCAAAAGUAAAGCCCGCGGCGCUAGUGUGGAGUCGGUAGAUACCGACGAACCUACAGCGUACUCCCCCGAAGCUGCAAUUUCUUCACAUAUUCGUGAAAGAGAAUGGUCCAUAGGGAUCAAAGCCCGUGUUGGAUCUUUCUUGUUAGAAUCAUUAUUGAAGAUUGCUAAAGUUCCAGUUACAAUGCAACAUCCUGACACUAAUGAGAUUGUUACUCAGAUGCAACCAGCUUUUUCUCAUGCGCAGCAAUACAGGUUGGGUAAGAAGCUUGGUGUUAUCAAUGCCAACAAAGUCGUUGUCGAACAACUCAAACGCGAGCCUGUUCACAGUCUUCUUGCAAAACAUCUUCCCAUGCUUGUGAAGCCUGAGCCAUGGGUUGGGUUCAAUUCUGGUGGCUUUCUUAGACACCCUGGAAGAGUGAUGCGCGUCAAGAACGGAGAUAAAGAUCAAAGAAAUUACACAGAUGCUGCUAUUGAUCAGGGGAAUUUGGCAGUAGUCUUCAGAGGCCUUAACAUACUGGGAGAGCAAUCAUGGAGAAUCAACCAGCCAGUUUUUGAUGUCAUGCUAAGUGCCUGGAAUUCUGGGGACGCAAUUGCAAACCUUGCUCCCUUUAAACCAAAAAUCGAAUACCCCCCCGAGCCCGAAAAAUCUUCCGAUCCACUCGAACGCCGAAGGUGGAUUACUGCGGUCAAGAAGGUAGAGAACGCCAAAGGAGGUUUCCAUUCUCAACGUUGUUUCCAAAACUUUCAACUAGAAAUUGCUAGGGCUUUACGCGAUAAAACUUUCUACUUCCCACACAAUGUGGACUUUCGUGGAAGGGCCUAUCCUAUUCCCCCAUACCUCAACCAUAUGGGAGCAGACCAUUGUCGAGGACUUAUGAUGUUCGGAGUUGGGAAGGAACUUGGCCCCUCUGGGUUAAAGUGGCUCAAGGUUCACCUCGCCAACGUUUACGGUUUUGACAAAGCAAGUCUCACAGAGAGAGAAGAAUUCACGAGCAGAAAUAUCGACGAAAUCUACGACUCGGCAACAAACCCGUUAGAAGGCAAAAAAUGGUGGCUUAAGGCAGAAGAUCCAUGGCAAUGUUUAGCAGCAUGCAUGGAAUUUAAGAACGCGCUUGAAUCUGGAGAUCCAGCUACUUUCGUCUCAUAUCUACCCGUUCAUCAGGAUGGUACCUGUAAUGGCCUUCAACAUUACGCAGCCUUAGGCGGUGACGUAUGGGGUGCCCAGCAAGUAAACCUCGAGCCUGGCGAUCGCCCAGCAGAUGUUUAUACUGCAGUUGCAGAUCUCGUAAAGGAUAGCAUCGCAAAAGAUUUGCUUGCCGACCAUCCCAAAGCCAAGAUUCUGGAUGGAAAAAUAACUCGAAAAGUUGUCAAACAAACUGUUAUGACUAAUGUCUACGGCGUUACCUUUAUAGGAGCUAAAGCACAGGUUCGUAAACAACUCGUGGCAGCUCAUAAGGACUUGCCAGACAAUGAAGAAGAUAAUCCUGGCACUCUAGCUUCGUACGUCGUCACCAAAAUCUUCACCGCUCUCUCAACCAUGUUUCGGGGGGCUCACGACAUUCAAUACUGGCUUGGAGAUUGUGCUAGUCGAAUCUCAAGUAGUUUAACACCUGAGCAAGUUGACCGCAUGGUUGAAUAUAGCACUGUACAAGGGCAACAGUCUAAAAGUGACGUACCUACUUUGGACGAGUUAUCUCAAUUUAAGUCUAGUGUAAUCUGGACGACACCGUUGAACAUGCCAGUGGUUCAACCUUACCGAACCCACAAAACACGACAAGUCUACACGAACCUUCAAACUCUCAGCUUGUCUGAACCACAUCGAUCGGAUCCUGUCAGCAGCCGUAAACAGCUCCAAGGGUUUCCACCCAAUUUCAUUCACUCUCUUGACGCAACACAUAUGCUUCUCUCAGCAGUGAAAAGUAAUGAAUCGAAUUUAUCAUUUGCUGCCGUCCACGAUUCGUUUUGGACACACGCAGCUGAUGUUGAUACAAUGAAUACCAUCUUGAGAGAUGCUUUUAUCGAAAUCCACAGUGACGAUGUCAUCGGACGUCUGGCAGCAGAAAUGACUGCUCGGUACGAGAAUUACAUGCAACUUGUGAAAGUCAAGCCAGGAUCGCUAGCAUAUAAAAAAAUGGCUCAAUAUCGCAAGUCUCUCAAGCCUUCUGAGAGACAGAAAAAUGUCGACCUGUUGAGGGAGGUCAAAAGGCUGCGUCUUCUUCGUUCAUCCAACCCAGAAGAAGUAAAAGAAGGGAAGGACAUGAUUACAGCAGCCAGCAUAUACGAAUUAAUGUCGGAAGAAGUCGAGCUUGAUCCGGAUGUAGAUGUCAAAACCGUGGGUUUAGGAAACAUGGUCAACUCAAGGUCAGCUACAGAGCAUGAUAAUAUCAGCAGUUGGGAUACUGGUGCCACAGAAGAAGCUUUGGAAGAUGCUUUGGAGGGCAAUCCAUCGGUUGAAUCGGAGGCUGCGGUUGCAGAAGAGGUAGAAGAGGCAGAAGAGACAGAAGAGACAGAAGUAGCAAAAUCUGGUUUCGAGGGAGUCGUGAAGGCGAAGCGUGGGCGGGGGCUUCCUUCAAGAAAAUAUACCCUUUUGGUUUGGCUUCCAUUGAAGUUCGCUCCCGUUCCGAAGAAGGGGGCUUUCGAUGUGUCACGCCUUAAGCAAAGUCAAUACUUCUUCUCUUAG